AUCUCAUCACCCAGUUUUUAUUUUUCUGUCAGAAACUAAAAAACCAAAUGCUUUUGUUAAAACCAUCUGUAAAAAAUUAGGCUUUGAGGAUCGAUUUUCCUUGGUGGAUCCUCAAGGUCAAGGGGGAGGUCUCUUAUUAUUAUGGGAACCAUCUGUCUCAAUUCUUCACAUUCAGUCUACUUCUUUUUACAUUGCUAUCCACUUCCAACUAGCAAAUUCUGAACCUCAAUGGGGAAUAUUUGUGUAUCUCAGUACCAACAAAUCUGUUAGGAUAUCUCAGUGGGCUGAUCUUGAAGCUGCAAAGACUGGUUGGGGAGACUUAUGGUUUGUAUCUGGAGAUUGGAAUGAUCUCUGUUCCAAUGUGGAGAAAGAGGGAGGUAAUCCUAGACCCUAUGGCAGCUUCUUGGGCUUUAACUCUUUCAUCAAAAACAUGGAUAUGGAGGAAAUUAAAAUGCUGGGACAUCAGUUUACUUGGUGUAACAACAGAACAACUGAAGGCCUAGUAGAGGAAAGGCUAGACAGAGCUUUUGGCUCCCUGGAUUGGCAUCAAGCAUUUCCUAAUGCCACAGUUUUGAACAAAGCUACUAGUUCCUCUGAUCACUCUAUUCUCUUGGUGGAUGCUGGCUCUCAAAAAGACAGAAAACCAAAAAGAUUUCAUUUUGACAAACGUUGGGUGGGCAAGGAAGGAUUCUUGGAGGUAGUGUCUGCUGCUUGGAGGAUUCCAGUUUCAGGCACCCCCUUUUUUAAACUCAAAGAGAAAGUCAAAAACACCAGAACUGCACUCUUAAUCUGGAGCUCCAAAUUUCAUACUCAAAAUCAGCUUAUCAUAGCAUCUCUCACUCAGAAGCUGGAAGAUCUGAGAGCACAGAACAUAGCCAACAACUGGGAUGACUGGAACAACACCAGAAUUGAUCUUCAAAAGGCCCAUCACCAAGAAGAGCUUUACUGGAACCAGAAGGUGAGAUUGAAUUGGCUCAAACAUGGAGAUUCUAACUCCAAUUUUUUUCAUGCCUACACAUUACAGAGAAGGAGGAAGAAUGCAAUAUCCAGACUAGUGUCUUCCAGAGGUGAAGAGCUCACAUCCCAGUCUGCAAUUCAAUCCCACAUCUCUGAUUUUUACUCUAAUCUGUUCUGCUCUGAAGGCUCCUGGGGAGGUGACUCAGUACUUCAUCUGAUCCCUAGAUCAAUCACCUCUGAUAUGAAUACUUCUCUUAUGCUACCAGUCGAGGAAGAAGAAGUGAAAACUGCUCUUUUCAGUCUUCCCCCAGAUAAGUCUCCAGGUGAAGAAGGUAUGAGUGCCUUCUUUUAUCAACAUCUCUG
Striga hermonthica is the source of this 1320-nucleotide messenger RNA. The record is from the annotation of a GenBank genome assembly. Lineage: Eukaryota; Viridiplantae; Streptophyta; Magnoliopsida; Lamiales; Orobanchaceae.